AUGGACGAUUCAAGGAUAGCAGUUCCAGCGUAUAAGGUGGUUGUUUUGGGGGAUUCUUCUGUUGGUAAAACGUCUUUAAUACAUCGAUUUGCUUCAGACACAUUUAAUCAGCAUACGUCUAAUACUAUAGGAGCCGCAUUUAUAACAAUUGAACAUAGUUCUAAAAGCAAAGAAGAUCGUAAGCUUAAAUUAGAGAUAUGGGAUACAGCGGGACAGGAGAGAUAUAAAUCAUUGACUCCUAUGUACUAUCGGAAUGCAAAUGUUGCCUUGAUCUGCUUUGAUUUGUCAAACGUUGUGACUUUAGAUAAGGCCAAGUAUUGGUUAGAGCAAUUAUUGUUGAACUCUGGAUCCCAAUCACAAGCAGCUACCAUAAAAUUAAUUGGAACUAAGCAAGAUUUAAUAGAAAAUAACGAGACAUCGAGAGUAGUGACUGAUUUUUGUGAACAAAAUCACUUAACAUUUUACAAGACUAGCGCCAAAACGAGGGAAGGAAUAGAUGCUCUUUUUGACGAAAUGAUUGACGAAAUUGAUGAACAAUUUUUUGUCAAGUUUUACGAAAACCAAAAACAGCUACAAGAUGCUAACUCUAAGAGUACAAUAAAUAAUAUUAACUUCUUGAAUUAUAAUCCAAGCAACAACCGAUGCUGUUGA
This is a messenger RNA of Priceomyces carsonii, 651 nucleotides long. RefSeq names its product Rab family GTPase (gene YPT53). Gene Ontology annotation, cellular component: Golgi apparatus; endomembrane system. Gene Ontology annotation, biological process: retrograde vesicle-mediated transport, Golgi to endoplasmic reticulum; retrograde transport, endosome to Golgi; intra-Golgi vesicle-mediated transport. The coding region runs from base 1 to 651 and encodes 216 amino acids. Gene Ontology annotation, molecular function: GTP binding; GTPase activity. The transcript has a single exon. NCBI's taxonomy places the organism in Eukaryota, Fungi, Ascomycota, Pichiomycetes, Serinales, Debaryomycetaceae. The record is from RefSeq and is a predicted model, not a curated record.